This is a messenger RNA of Anopheles bellator, 4011 nucleotides long. Its product is annotated as nose resistant to fluoxetine protein 6-like. Bases 1 to 3558 code for a protein of 1185 amino acids. Gene Ontology annotation, molecular function: acyltransferase activity, transferring groups other than amino-acyl groups. The record is from RefSeq and is a predicted model, not a curated record. The transcript has 5 exons. NCBI's taxonomy places the organism in Eukaryota, Metazoa, Arthropoda, Insecta, Diptera, Culicidae.
AUGGCGACCGUGUACAAGCUAGGCAUGUGGGGCGCUCUCCUGUUGGCCCUGCUGCUGACCGUGCUGGUCGGCGAGGAGACCGCGGCCUUCCGGCUGCGCGAUCACACUUCGGAAGAGGAUGACCGGAGUGUGCAUACGGGCGCGGGUGCGCUGAACCGACGGAUCUUCGCGCUUGGCCGGGGAGAACGUGCCAAACCGAAGUCCUGGUCGCGCCUGCCAAAAGAUGAGUACGAUGACGACGAUGACGGCGACGAUGAUGAUGAGGACGAGAAUGGUGGUGACAACGAAUACGAGCAGGUAGCGAUCCGUCGAGCGGCGGAAAAACGAUUUGGGUUCGCCGGUCGCCGAGAACCCCCUACCGGGAGUGGUGCUGCGAAACGACGGGAGAACGUCCGCUGGCGGUUGGAGAAAGACGACGUUUACAAGCGUCCCGCUGACGACGGUGACGACGGUGACGAUGCAGAGAACGAUGGUGACGACAAUGAUUCUGAGGGCGAACCCGAGGUUAGAACUAUUUUUAAUCUGUACGGAUGGCUUGGAUCGGCAAAGGGUAGCGAUCGAACAACACCGGAUUCCGAUAGCGACGACGAUCGCAAAUCGCGGGCCAAGGCCACGGCCACGCCAAGUAAACAGCAGCGAAGCCCGAAGGUGCCAGCCGAUGACGGCGGAUUGCUCGGGUCUAUCAGAGGGUUUCUGGAGGCAGCCAAGACAAGAACCUCGGCCAUCAGCUUCGAUGCGAGUGUGUUGAACUGGAUCGAAAAGUUUACCAACACACCGGCGGAUCAGGACACCGGAGACGAACCGGAGGGUAGCACGCUCGUCGAUCGGCUCCGUAGCUGGUUCCAGCAGUCGGGCUCCCACGUACCAGGGAAAGACCGCCAGGAGUCUGGUGCCGGUGAGCAGAAGAAGAAGCCGAAACUCAAGCAGGACUCCGCUUUCGUGCAGCUGCUGAACGAGAGCCCACUGACGUCGCUGUUCAGCAGCGACGAGCUACCGGUGGAGGCCCCGAUCGAUGCGGCACCCAAGACCCCACCCAAGGCCCUGCCGCAGGCUCGGUCGAAAGUGGUGAAGGAGCGGAUCGCGAUAUCGCCGGAAGACUUCCAGCAGCUCCUGCUGCGGGUGCCCUCGUUCGUGCCCGACUACUCGCUGGUCGGCAACCGGGAGUGCCAGCGGCAGGGCCAGAUUUUCGAGCGCCAGCUGCGAGGCAAACGGCUCUGGGCCCUCAAGAUGAUCGACGCGAGCGCCAAGCUGGGCUCGGGGUUGCUGCAGGGUAACGCGCACCAGCUCGGUGACUACGACCUGUGCACGGGCAUCUCAACCAAGGUGCAGGUUUCCGGUAGCGAACAGGUGCGCAUCCGCGGGAAGUACUGCCUGGCACAUAUCGACGUCGUCGCGGAAGACGACGAGCUGCAGCUCCCGGUCCAUCUGCUGCACGGCCGUGGCUUCAUUCGCAGCACCCUGAACGAUCCGAAUCACUUUCUGCCACGGUUCACCACGAUCAACUGGGGUAUCUGCCUGCCGGCUGCCUGUACCUUCGAGGACGCGGCCGGCAUCGUCAAGAACUUUGUCGGGCCGUACAACUCGACCGGCAUCAAGGUGUUCCUGGAGCUCGAGGAGGGCAACUGUCACGUACGUCAGACGCGCAGCCGGAUGCUGCUGGUCCGGGAGAAUUGGAAGCUGAUGAUGGCUAUUGGUUUCUACACGUUCGUGGUGGUCGUAACGGUUGUGGCUACGCUGAACGACUACGAGAUCUUCAUCAAAAUAGACCCGUUGGCGUCCGAGCAGCAGCCGACGAACGUGCUGCACCAAAUGUUGAUGGCGUUUUCGCUCAAAAAAACCCUCCGCCAGAUCUUGGGUGGCGUACCGGAAGGCUACGAGCAAACGGGAGAGAGCCGACCGACGUUCGCGUGCCUGUACGGGCUGAAGGGUGUCGCCAGUGUGGCGCUCUUCUUCGCCCUCCGCCUGGUGCCGCUCGGGUUCCAGCCGUUCACGAACCGGAACGAGUUCACCGAGAGCUUCAACGCACCCUGGAGUGUGGCCGUCCGGGUGCUAAUGCUCUACGCCGACCUCUACCUGGUGGUCAGCGGGUUCUUGGCGGCGCACCACAUGAUGCACGAGUACCGGACGCGCAGUCGGCUGGCGUGGUUCAAGCGCCUCGUGGGUCGGUACCUUAGACUAACCUUCCCGCUGGUGCCGGUGCUGGCAUUCUACGCCCUCAUCUGGGAACACCUGGGCAGCGGUCCUCAGUGGGGCGAUGUCGUGGUCAAGAACGCCAAUCUGUGCAAACACAACUACCACACCAAUCUGCUGUUCAUUCACAACUGGUACCCGAUCGAGGAAACGUGUGCCCCUCACACCUUCCAGCUAGCGAUUGAGAUGCAGCUGAGCGUGCUGGCACCGUUUCUGAUGAUUGUGCUCACCAAGAACCGGUUCUACGGGAUGAUCGCCUACGUGCUGUUGCACUGCCUGUCGACCGCGAUCCGGUUCUCGAGCACCGUGGAGGACCGCCUGGUGCCGUACGUUUUCCACGGUGUGCGCCUCACGCAGCUCUACCGUACGCUGAACCUAUCGCUGACCGAAACCCUGCACCGAAUCACUCCGUACCUGACCGGCUUCGGGCUUGGCUGUUUGCUGCAGGAGACGCAAGACGCCCAGUCGAGACACCAGGAACGUGGUAUCCGGUGGAGUGGCUGGUUAGGUGCCGGCGUCGCACUCCUCUGGUGCUUACUGUCACCCCUCGACAUCGUUCGCAACGACUUCCAGUACGAGCCGUUGGAAGCGGCCCAGUAUGCAGCCCUCGCACCGCUCGCUUGGUCACUGGGCAUCUGCUGGGUCAUCUUCUACUGCAUCACCGAGGACUCCAGUGCACUAAAUCGGCUGCUAAGCUCGCGCCCACUAGUACUGCUGGGUCACCUCUCGUACUCGCUCUCACUCGUCCAGUUUCUGGUGUUCUUUUACUUCGUCGGCACGACCCGCGGUAGCGAGGUGUUUAGCCUCGGGACCUACAUCAACCGUACCGAGCUGUGCCUUCUGGUCGGGGCCGCUCUCUCCAUUGCGCUCCUGUUCGACCUGCCGAUCCAGAACGUGAAACGCUUCCUCGAUGCAGCCGGCGUGCUAGAUUCCUUCGAAAACGUCGAACCGGUCGAGGUUAAGCCAACCGAGGCCGCGGUCAGUCCGAGUGGCGACGAAGAAGAAUAUUCCCAAAAAUCGGCUUCCGCAACAGACGCUGCAGUGUCGGCACCGGCAGAGAAAAACGAACCGGAACUACCAGCGAACGCCGACGAGGAAGAAAUGGAAGACUUUUGGGCGCAGAGUAGUGCCCAAGAGGAUCGGGCCAAUGGUUCCCAGCCAACGAAACCGGAGACCGAACCAGUACCGGAACGGGGCGAGACAAUCGACCUGCAGCAAGCGCUAGAGGAAGACUACUACGAGGAGGAGCAGGAGGAGGAGGAAGAGGAAGAAGAAGAGGCAGAGAUUGACGAAGAGAAAGAGGUCAAACGAAGACCGACAACGAACGGGCGGGAAUGGUCCCGCACGUGGGAUCUGUUGGACGACUAACUAACGACCUCGUUGGUCGCUAAAAUCGAACUAAACGCAGGUAAAUAUAAGGGUGUACAAAAGGACCCACGUUUGGACGGGCGCAUCUUAUGUCAUUCGUCGCUUGAAUGCACUGAACGAUAAAAUCUCUUGUUUAAAUAUUAACGAACGCCUGUCGAUCCGUUCGGAAUGAUAAAGACUAUACGUGAGUAGCGUUCGAUCAAGCUUGUGCCACUAGUUAACAGAGGGCAGCACAGGCGGGCCAGGAAUUCAGAACUCGAGGCAUGAGCGACUCUGUCAGUGCUGAUAACGAACCAAAACAAACGCCAGAGUGAAUCACCUUUUUUGAAAAAGAUUCACAACGCUCCCUAAGUUGCUGCCCCAUUACUCUCAACAGGCGGGGUGUUUAGUUACGAUGGUUGGCUAGCAUAUUAACAAUCGCAACUAACACUUCCAGUUUUCCGCAAUGAUAGA